Molecule: messenger RNA, 1428 nt
Organism: Castor canadensis (American beaver)
Lineage: Eukaryota; Metazoa; Chordata; Mammalia; Rodentia; Castoridae
Source: RefSeq, a predicted model, not a curated record
AUGCAGUCCGUGGGCCUCGAAGGUCUCCACACUGUAGGAUGGAGGCCUCGGCUGAGUUCUCUGUUCCUGCUGCUGCUUGUGCUGCUGCUGCUGCUGGUGCCCUCGAAGUCGGUAACCCGCGCCCAAAUCACGCCAGACACCCAGAUCACUCAGGUCCCCCCCAGCGCCCCCACCACGCUGAGCACCUCCAGCGCCCAGACCACGCCAGGCACCCCCAGCGCCCUGACUCCAUCGAGCCCCUCUCCGCGAGAGCGUGCUAGGGCCCUGAUGCAGAACUUCCGGCUUGUGGACGGCCACAAUGACCUGCCCCUGGUCCUGAGGCAGUUUUACCAGACAAAUCUACAGGAUGUUAACCUGCGAAAUUUCAGCCAUGGCCAGACCAACCUGGAUAGACUUAGAGAAGGCCUCGUAGGCGCCCAGUUCUGGUCAGCCUAUGUCCCAUGCCAGACCCAGGAUCGGGAUGCUGUACGCCUCACCCUGGAGCAGAUUGACCUCAUUCAUCGAAUUUGUACCACCUACCCUGAGCUGGAGCUUGUGACCUCUGUUGAUGGUAGCACCCAGAAAUUGGCCUGCCUCAUUGGCGUGGAGGGCGGCCAUUCACUGGACAGUAGCCUCUCCGUGCUACGCAGUUUCUAUCUGCUGGGAGUGCGCUACCUGACGCUCACCCACACCUGCAACACUCCCUGGGCAGAAAGUUCGUCUAAGGAUACCCACCCCUUCUACAACAAUGUCAGUGGACUGACCAGCUUUGGUGAGAAGGUGGUGGCUGAAAUGAAUCGCCUGGGCAUGAUGAUAGACUUGUCCCAUGUUUCCAGUGCUGUGGCACAGCGGGCCCUGGAAGUGUCACAGGCACCUGUGAUCUUCUCACACUCAGCUGCCUGGAGUGUGUGCAAGGAUCCUCGGAAUGUUCCUGAUGACAUCCUGCAACUUCUGAAGAAGAAUGGUGGCAUUGUGAUGAUGUCCUUGUCUGUAGGGGUGAUGGAGUGCAACCAAUUCGCCAAUGUGUCCACUGUGGCAGAUCACUUUGACCACGUCAAGACAGUCAUUGGAUCCAAGUUCAUUGGAAUUGGCGGAGAUUAUGAUGGCACCAGACACUUCCCCCAGGGCCUGGAGGAUGUGUCCACAUACCCAGUGCUGAUAGAGGAGUUGCUGCGUCGGGGCUGGAGUGAGGAAGAGCUUCAAGGUGUCCUUCGAGGAAACCUGCUGCGGGUUUUCAGACAAGUGGAACAGAGCCAGACUGGGCUACACAGCAAGGCAGGUGCAGGGCCAAAGCUACAGAGCGGCGGGUGGCGGGUAGAUGCACUCUGCAUGCUGAUGCCCGCCGGGCCCAUAGGGGCGCCAUCCAACUUGGGAGCGGGAAGGCCCUGGCGCCCCCUGGCGGCUGCGCUUGGCUGCGUGGAGGAUCCCCGCGCGUGCGUUGCAGAGUAG